Molecule: messenger RNA, 834 nt
Organism: Caenorhabditis briggsae
Lineage: Eukaryota; Metazoa; Nematoda; Chromadorea; Rhabditida; Rhabditidae
Gene: Cbr-sft-4
Product: Protein CBR-SFT-4
Exons: 4
Coding region: 1-834 (277 amino acids)
Biological process (GO): Golgi organization
Cellular component (GO): endoplasmic reticulum; endoplasmic reticulum-Golgi intermediate compartment; membrane
Source: RefSeq, a predicted model, not a curated record
AUGAACCAGUUCCGAGCACCAGGAGGUCAAAACGAAAUGUUGGCAAAGGCCGAGGACGCCGCUGAAGACUUCUUCCGCAAAACGAGAACCUACUUGCCGCACGUCGCUCGUCUCUGCCUUGUCUCCACAUUCUUGGAAGAUGGAAUCCGUAUGUAUUUCCAAUGGGACGACCAGAAGCAAUUCAUGCAAGAGUCUUGGUCAUGUGGAUGGUUCAUUGCCACGUUGUUCGUCAUCUACAACUUCUUCGGACAAUUCAUCCCCGUGCUCAUGAUCAUGCUCCGUAAGAAGGUUCUGGUCGCUUGUGGAAUUCUCGCCAGUAUUGUUAUCCUUCAAACCAUCGCCUAUCAUAUUCUGUGGGACUUGAAAUUCUUGGCCAGAAACAUCGCUGUCGGUGGAGGACUCUUGCUUCUUCUCGCUGAGACCCAAGAAGAGAAAGCUUCGCUGUUUGCCGGUGUACCAACCAUGGGAGAUUCCAACAAGCCAAAGUCAUACAUGCUUCUUGCUGGACGUGUCCUUCUUAUCUUCAUGUUUAUGUCGCUCAUGCACUUCGAGAUGACUUUCAUGCAAGUUUUGGAAAUCGUCGUUGGAUUUGCUCUCAUUACCCUCGUCUCCAUUGGAUACAAAACUAAGCUCUCCGCUAUGGUUCUCGUCAUUUGGCUCUUCGGACUCAACCUCUGGCUUAACGCUUGGUGGUCUAUCCCGUCCGACCGCUUCUACAGAGACUUCAUGAAGUACGAUUUCUUCCAAACCAUGUCUGUCAUUGGAGGACUCUUGCUCGUCAUUGCCUACGGACCAGGAGGAGUGUCAGUUGAUGACUACAAGAAGAGAUGGUAG